This is a messenger RNA of Geodia barretti, 1484 nucleotides long. The record is from the annotation of a GenBank genome assembly. NCBI's taxonomy places the organism in Eukaryota, Metazoa, Porifera, Demospongiae, Tetractinellida, Geodiidae.
CUCACAAGGUCUCUUUUUUAACUGCUUUUGGAUGUGCUACUGUUUGUAGAUCUCACAUGCAGAGAAUGCACAUUGAGUUACUACUUAGCUACUGUAACAGGUUCUGUUGCUGCAGUUGUGGGAAGAGCAGAAAUUGCUUAUGAGGGGAAAUAAGCAUAAUGGACGUCUGUUAUAACAGGCAUCUGUUGACUUAAAACUUCUUCUAGGCAGAUCAUUAUGCUGUGGGCUAGCGUUAUGUUAUACUACUCAGUCACACAUUGUUGAAAACCUUUCCCUGCAGAUGAAUUCAAGGAUAUCACUAACAGUUCCCAUACAUCUUCAACACACCAUAACAAUUGGUCGUUAGGCGUAUUGAGCCUGCCCCCUUCUGUGUGUUCGGAUCGGAACAGCCCAACCCCAUUCUAGAGACAAACUUUCCGCCUGCUGCUCUCAUCCACAGACCACAAAGAAUGACGACUGCAGGUACUACACCAGACUUCCUAGACAAACGAUUGCUGCAAGAUGAUGUUCCAGAGAUAGUUGCAAACAUACUGGAUGCACAAACUAAAUCAGAGCUGUUAGGUCGUGUACUCAAGUUGUCACCAUCCAGGGUGUCUGGAAUUCAUGUGCAGUACAAGGAUCCAGAAGAGUGCCUGUUUCGUGUCAUUGAUGAGUUUGUGAAACAAGUGGACCCCAGACCUACUUGGAGAGCAAUUUUAACCGCCCUGAGGCACCCCACUAUUCGACUAACUGGUUUGGCAGAUGAGAUUGAAAGUAAACAUUGUCCCCCAAAAAUAUGUGAUGAGUCCAACAACAGUGGCUCUACAUCUGCAACACACCAUCAAGAUUGGCUGACUUCUUGGAAAACCAUACUGACUGGAGUCUCUAUUUUGAUUGUGUUACUAGCUGUGGUGUGGUCUAACACAGACUGCUACCAGCUGGGACUCUGCCACUCAAAGAGUCUGCCAUCUGUGAGUCAUUUUGUCGGUCGAGAGGAAGACAUUCGCAACAUCACUGGCUACCUUGACUUCUACACCUCAGAUGUUCAGGUAGUUCACAUUGUUGGACCUCCUGGGUUCGGUAAAUCCACUCUGGCCAUGAAAAUUGGGGAAAUAUUCUUACGGAAACGAGUCAGUGUUCAUUAUGUAGACGUUGGUCAAAAAAUGGUUAGAGAUAUAGAUACUCUUGCUGAGAAGAUUGUACUCAGUAUGGUUGAGUCCCGUAAGACUAAGGUAACAUUCAGUGAUUUGGAGGAAAAGAUACAGAAGCAAUAUUCAAAAACGUUAAUAAUACUAGACAACUGUGAUGAGAUUUUGGAGCAUUCAAAGGAGGAAUUUGUCGGUGCAUUAAAGUCAUUAACUGCUCUGUCCCAAAAAAGUGUGAGGUAUCUUCUUACUAGCCAAAAAUGGGUAGCUGACAUUGGCAACUUUCGACUCCAUGCCAUUUACAACCUCUCAUCUGAAGCAGCUACUCAACUGUUGGGUGCAGUAGCUCCUAGUUUAACA